AUGGCUCGUCCCUUAGUCCGUUCGUUUGUGGAAGACACAUUGGCUCAGGCGUCCAAAGCAGGUGGGCGGGCAGGGAUCCGUGUCUUUGAAGCCAUUCUGUGCUGCAAUCACGACAGGGUCGUGGAUUUGGACGUGGCCGUCCAUUUGGCAUCCGUUUUGGCCAGACGAUCGAUCAACCAGUACCUCAGGUACGACGAUGCCCACGACCACUUUGGUCGCCGAGGAGACAGGAACGAGAGCCCACCUGAGAAGUGCACUGCCACUUCACCUGACCGCAGCCAUUUUGGCAAUCGUACUGUGAUCGCAAUGUCGUCGCUCCAGCAACGGUUGCGUGCCAUUCAGACACCGAUCGAAGUGGAGGUUCAAGACCUGAGCCACCUCACCUUAGAGGAACUAUCUCAGGAGAAGGUGUCGUUUGGCCAGAAACAUCUGGGCCAACCAUAUGCCGAGGCAUGGAAGGACCAGGAGUGGGUGACCUUCAUGGUGUCUCGAUACGGGGGCAGCACGAAGUUGGAACACCGAAGGUUCAUGAAGUACAUCGACUUGAAGGUGACCCAGCACGAGACCCACCAGAUGCCAAUCCCGGUAGUGCCGCCGGACAGUGUACCACUGCAGCCAAGUGCCAAAGCAUGCAGCCCAGGCAUGAUCGCCGCGGCCAAGCCCAAGGCUCGAGGAGGACAUUCCCGAGCGAUUCACCUCCCCGACAUGGAGGAGGGAGGAUGGUCCAUGGAGCCCGGUAUGGAACCCGGGAUGUACACCUCAGCGACUAUGACCUCCGGUGGGAACCAGGAGAUGGAGGCAAUGCAGCAACGCAUUCUCAACAUGGAGAACGCACUCACUCGAGUGAUUCGUCAUCUCGAGACGCAGCAUGGGACAACAGCCCCUCCGAUGACAUCCCUGGAGACAUCCGACACAGACUGUAUCCAAAGGAGACCCAAUUUGCCGAGGGACAACCAGGUCCACUGUGCCGAGGACACUGCGCUUGCUGGCACUCACCGAAUCCGAAAGCCAGCCAGUUUUGCCCGAUCGGAAGUGAUCUCGCCAGAAGCCAAGAAUGAAACCGAAAUCAAACGUAGACGCCUUUCUGGCAAACAAGGCGAGUCACAGCCUUUGCAGAUGUAUCAGUCCACCAUGACUGCCCUCUCACAACAGAUCAAUGUAACCAUGUUUGCCCGUGACUUCGCAACCGCGAGAUCCUCCGAACAAGCAUCCGGCAGUCAAGACAUGCCGACAGUUCCCCAGACCGACUGCGCCGGCCAAGUUCCAAGUGCAGAUGAUGCCACACCAGAGCAUGGGGGAAAGCUCUUCCGAAGCGCUCCAGAACACAUCCGCCUAGCAUUGCCAGAGGAAGGUCAGGGAGAGAGCUGUGAGAUGCCCAGUUCGUUUGUGGAAGACACAUUGGCUCAGGCGUCCAAAGCAGGUGGGCGGGCAGGGAUCCGUGUCUUUGAAGCCAUUCUGUGCUGCAAUCACGACAGGGUCGUGGAUUUGGACGUGGCCGUCCAUUUGGCAUCCGUUUUGGCCAGACGAUCGUUGCCGACCGCUGGAGGGGAAACAGUUGAGCGCUUGGGAGCGCGUGCAGUUGAAGGCCACGGGCAGAGCGCGCCCGCAGCAGCUCCAGCUCCAAGCGACGCACUUCCUCCUGGACCAUGGCGCCGAGGGAUUUGA
Cladocopium goreaui is the source of this 1665-nucleotide messenger RNA. Lineage: Eukaryota; Dinophyceae; Suessiales; Symbiodiniaceae. The record is from the annotation of a GenBank genome assembly.